Suillus discolor is the source of this 399-nucleotide messenger RNA. RefSeq lists its product as uncharacterized. Bases 1 to 399 code for a protein of 132 amino acids. The transcript is spliced from 4 exons. The record is from RefSeq and is a predicted model, not a curated record. NCBI's taxonomy places the organism in Eukaryota, Fungi, Basidiomycota, Agaricomycetes, Boletales, Suillaceae.
AUGUGGAUCAACUUCAGGUGCCUGUGCCUGUGCCUACCGAAGCUAUGGCUCUCAAGGGCAUCUCACGAGGCUCAUGAGAUGCUCUUGAGAGGUUUAAGCAGCCAAUCAACAUCUGGAAUGGUCUGGAAUAACAGCACAGCAGUCCCUACAUAUAAUAAGACCACCAUUAAGUACUAUUGUAAGGCAAAUGACCCACAACGCUGCACUUUGCACGAAAAGUGCAGUGCAAUGGGUCAUUUACUUUACAUGAUUCUACUACUAGUAGGGAUUGGCGCAGGUUUUCACGUUCCCGUUCAAGUUGUUCGGGGAAGCAGGGAGGCACCCAGUCUAUUCCUCAAGUUCCUUGACUUUGCACUCGAGAAGGGAAAAUUAAGCCUUUCUCCAGUUGUGGGAGUUUGA